CUCUCUGCUCGAAACAGAUCCUUAACUUCUCUCCCUAUCUCUAACACUUUUCUCAAACUACGAAAACUAUGGCUUCAAAAUCCGUCGUCGUUUUGCUCUUCCUCGCUCUCAUAGCUUCUUCAGCCAUAGCUCAAGCUCCAGGACCAGCUCCAACAAGAUCUCCUCUUCCAUCUCCUGCUCAAGCUCCAAGAACCGCCGCACCUACUCCUUCAAUCACACCAACUCCCACACCAUCCGCUACUCCCACGGCAGCUCCGGUUUCUCCUCCGGCUGGUUCACCACUUCCCUCCUCCGCUUCACCUCCCGCUCCUCCAACAUCUCUCACUCCCGAUGGAUCUCCCGCCGCUGGCCCGACCGGAUCCACUCCCGUCGAUAACAACGUCGCCGCCACUCUCGCCGCUGGAUCUUUAGCCGGUUUUGCAUUCGUCGCUUCUUUGUUGAUGUAAUUUGGUUAUUUUAGAAUCUAUUGAGAUAGUUUUUUUUCUAUUAAGGAUUAUUUUGUUCCGUGUUAUUUUAAUUUUUGAUUUAUGUAUUAAGAAUUGAGUUAGCGUUGGACGAUAGAUAUACUCGAUUUGUGUUUUAGAAUUAUCAUUUGUGUUUUAUUAUCACUCUAGUUAAACACUUCGUGUUUUA
Messenger RNA from Arabidopsis lyrata subsp. lyrata, 633 nucleotides. RefSeq names its product classical arabinogalactan protein 10. Bases 69 to 446 code for a protein of 125 amino acids. The record is from RefSeq and is a predicted model, not a curated record. The transcript has a single exon. Lineage: Eukaryota; Viridiplantae; Streptophyta; Magnoliopsida; Brassicales; Brassicaceae.